Molecule: messenger RNA, 1840 nt
Organism: Pezoporus flaviventris
Lineage: Eukaryota; Metazoa; Chordata; Aves; Psittaciformes; Psittacidae
Gene: CFAP161
Product: cilia and flagella associated protein 161
Exons: 7
Coding region: 48-944 (298 amino acids)
Biological process (GO): cilium assembly
Cellular component (GO): motile cilium
Source: RefSeq, a predicted model, not a curated record
AGCGAUCGUCAUGACGACGGAGGACGCCGCACGACCGAGGCAGCAGCAUGGCUACCUACAGACCCGGGGUGCUCAUCGGCAACUGGAACGAGGACUCGUGUCUGGGGGAGGACCUCUUGAGGGAUUUUCUUCAUAAAAGAGAACGAGGAGAACUUCUAACACAGAGAAUAAACAGGCUUCAAGACAACCUUUUAAGGAAGAUACACCUGUCAGUGUCUGAGGAUGGAUUUGUUCAUUUUGGAGACACAGUGAUGCUUUUGAAUAGUGACGACAAACCCUCGGUGGAGAAUCCCUGUGGUGUGUGUGGCAGUCUGACCUUGGCAGUUAAUCUGGAUGAACUGUCCAUAUUUUCACCUCUACCACUGCAAACCCUUCAUGGAGUUAGUGCAAUCAAGAGUGUGGUCCCUGUGGGUAGAAAUACUUUCUGUAUUUUAAGUGUAGAUGGAAGUGCACUGGGUGAACCAGUUAAAUAUGGGCAAGCCUUUGGUCUUGGGACAACAGGAGGGUUUUCUGGCCACAUGUUGUAUCUAGCAAGUGACCAUAAAUCAUUUGUAAGAUUUGCUAAAAAAUCUUACCUUCAGCAAGUUUUUUUGACAGAUGAGCUUUCCUAUUUGACCUGCUGGCAAGCUGCCUUCUUGGAUCCACAGCUGCGUCUUGAACAUGAAGGAUUUCCAGUUCCUGCAAACUCCAAAAUUAUUAUUACCCAUUGCCAAACUAAUCGCAGCUUGGCUGUUCCAAGGAACUUUUGGACAAGGUCUUAUUUUGGAAGAGAGUAUGAAGUAAUUUGUCACACUUUUCUGGACACCCAUAAAGCUGAAGAAGAUAAGAAUUACUGGGAAAUAAUUUCAGGAGAUCCCAGUGAUGAGGAUAGUACAAUGAUUGAUAGGCGCAACUGCCCACUAGGGUGGAUCAGAAAGAAUGAGUCUUGUGAAGAGACAGAAUAAAAAAAAUCCUAGUCUCCAGCCAACAGAGGUCAGUGAGAUUCUGACUCUUGGGUUUCCUGUUCAGAUUCUAGAGACGCUUUGUUUUAAAAAUGGAAAUGAAAGUCUACUGUAAGUAAUAUUGCACAAUCUCAUCAUGGUUAUACAGUGGGCAAAAACUAACAUAAUUUUAUGAAUCAUGCAGAAUGUUAAAAAUUCAUGAACCAGGAAGGGUUCAUUUUCCCAUUUUCCCAUUCAUUGAUGGCAAAAAAUGUCAAAAUCAAGGAAAUCUAAUACAUUUUCACUAAACUACUGGCUUUCAGAGGGUACUUAACCAAUUCUUCCAAAACCAAACCAGUGUCACUCUUUUUAAAAUGAGUGUACAGUUUCCAGAAUGCUGAAAACAAAACUCAUGAACUGUCAUUGGAUACUUUGACAUUUAAAGUUCAUCUGAAAGAAAGUUGGUUGUUGAGCUUGUUCCACACUCUGCCUAGCACAAUGUUGUGAAUUACUGAAAAAUCCCAAAUGAGCUGUCUCUAUCUCAAGACUGGCUUCCAAUUUAUGGAAAUGAACUUAAAAAGUGUAUAAAUUGAUUUAUGUUUGGCCAUGUAUUCUAAACAUUUAAAUGCCGACUGAUCAAGAACUUGAGCACAGUGAUACAGACUAGAGACUUCUGGUCAGCUUUUUCCAACCACCACCAUUUUCCAUUUGCCUCCCACCCACAGAAUUUUUCAAUUCAUAAUCACUUCUACCAAGUUUGACAGCAAGGUAAAAUUGUUAAAAUUAAGCCCCAACAAUUCUCUUGAAAAUAUAUGCUAAAGUAGAAAAAGAAUAAGAGAGACUGUAAGUUUAUCCAGUCAGAAAAAGAUUGCUAUCUGUGUUCAUAUGUAAUUAGACACUGGAGAAUCCGCAUAAAAAAA